Paralichthys olivaceus (Japanese flounder) is the source of this 3565-nucleotide messenger RNA. RefSeq names its product long-chain-fatty-acid--CoA ligase 1-like. Lineage: Eukaryota; Metazoa; Chordata; Actinopteri; Pleuronectiformes; Paralichthyidae. The record is from RefSeq and is a predicted model, not a curated record. Gene Ontology annotation, molecular function: long-chain fatty acid-CoA ligase activity. Gene Ontology annotation, biological process: long-chain fatty acid metabolic process. Gene Ontology annotation, cellular component: endoplasmic reticulum; membrane.
GGAGGUGGUGUGCUUUUCUUUUAACCGCAAUCCUCCGCGCGUGGUGUUCAGUGAAGAGAAGCCGGGGAGAGCUGCGGAGAACAGGCCCUCUCCUGGCUCACAUCCCUCCACACACGCCUUCACCUCAGGGCAUUCAGUGAAGCUCCACCUCCUCCUGAGGCCUGCAGAGAGUGCUCGCUGAUAUCAAACACACCGCAGCCAUUAUUCCAGCGUGAAAUCAUCUAACACACACAAACAAAUCUGCUACUCCACCCAAACAUACAAACAGGCCCUCUUUGAAUACACUCUCCAGUAGCAUCAUGCUGAGCCAGGAGAUCUUCCAGAAGCUGAGGUUGCCCGAUCUGGAUGAUGUUCGUCAGUACGUCAGGAGCGUCUCUACCCCCGUGUUUGUUAGCAUGGGGGCAGUUGCUGCUGCGACUGCAUACUACUUUGCAACGCGCCCCAAAGCCCUCCCGUCAGUCUGUGACCUCCACAUGCAGUCAGUUGAGGUUCCGGGUGGAGAUUUUGCACGCAGAUCACCUCUUCUGAACGGAGGUGGUGACUUGUCUCAUGCGUACGAUGAUGGCAGGACAAUGUAUGAGUUCUUCCUCAGAGGAGCCAGAGUCUCCAAUAAUGGUCCCUGUCUGGGCUCCAGGAAACCAAAACAGCCCUAUGAAUGGAUGUCCUAUGGAGCGGUAAAGGAGAGAACAGAGAAUCUAGGUUCCGCAUUUCUUCACAAAGGGCACUCCAAGACCACCGACCCCCACAUCGGCAUCUUCUCUCAGAACAGACCUGAGUGGACCAUCACUGAGCUGGCAUGUUACACAUAUUCGCUGGUGUCAGUCCCUCUGUACGACACCCUGGGAAAAGAGGCCAUUGCCUACAUUAUAGACAAAGCGUCCAUCUACACUAUAGUGUGUGACGUGGUAGAUAAAGUCAACCUGGUACUUGACUGUGUGAAGAAUAGGAAACACACUGUGAAAACCAUCGUUCUAAUGGAGACACCAAGUCCUGACCUGGUCAGCAGGGGGAGACAGGCUGGAAUCCACAUCCUCAGUCUGCAAGAGAUGGAGGCUAUUGGAAAAGCCAACCACCACCAACCAGUGCCUCCGCAGCCCGAUGACAUGGCAGUCAUCUGCUUUACCAGCGGAACAACAGGAGAUCCAAAGGGAGCUAUGUUGACACACGGGAAUAUUGUGUCCAACUGCUCAUCCUUCAUCAAAUUGACAGAGUCAUACUCUCAGACCACCUCAGAGGAUGUGAUGCUGUCUUUUCUGCCUCUGGCCCACAUGUUUGAGAGAGUGGUGGAGGGGGUGAUGUUAGUCCAUGGAGCAAGGAUCGGCUUUUUCCAGGGGGACAUUCGUCGGCUGGCAGACGACCUGAAAACGCUGAAACCGACUGUGUUUCCUGCAGUUCCCCGAGUCCUCAACAGAAUGUAUGAUAAGAUCUUUGGCCAGGCCGACACCUCUCUGAAGCGCUGGCUGCUGGGAUUUGCCUACAGGAGGAAGGAGGCAGAGCUGAUGAAAGGCAUCGUGAGGAGAGACAGUAUCUGGGAUCGACUAAUCUUCAGGAAGGUCCAGGACAGCCUCGGCGGUCGCGUUCGUCUCAUGUUCACAGGAGCCGCCCCCAUCUCUCCUGUUGUUCUCACUUUCCUCAGAGCUGCAUUAGGCUGUCAGUUCUAUGAAGGCUAUGGACAAACAGAGUGCACUGCUGGGUGCACAAUGAACAUCCCAGGAGACUGGAGCGCAGGUCACGUUGGAGCUCCUCUGCCCUGUAACUCAAUCAAACUGGUUGAUGUGCCCGAGAUGAACUAUCUGGCAGUAAACGGAGAGGGAGAGGUGUGUGUCAAGGGUACAAACGUGUUCCGGGGCUACCUGAAGGACCCAGUGAAGACAGCAGAGACUAUUGAUGCAGAUGGAUGGGUUCACACAGGAGACAUUGGAAAAUGGCUUCCAAAUGGAACACUGAAGAUCGUGGACAGGAAGAAGCACAUCUUUAAGCUGGCACAGGGGGAGUACAUUGCUCCUGAAAAGAUAGAGACUAUCUACCUGAGGAGUGAUGCAGUGGCACAUGUCUUUGUACAUGGAGACAGCCUGCAGGCAUGUCUGGUAGCAGUGGUGGUCCCUGACCCUGACUUCCUAUCUGGCUGGACCAAGAAGACACUGGGCCUGGAGGGCAACUACCAGGAUCUAUGUGGCAGAGCGGAUGUGAAAGCAGCCAUCUUGGAGGACAUGGUGCGACUGGGAAAAGAAGGAGGCCUCAAGUCUUUUGAGCAGGUGAGGGCCAUUUAUAUCCACACCGAGCUGUUCUCAAUCGAGAACGGCCUUCUCACUCCUACGAUGAAGGCCAAGAGGAACGAACUGCGGCAACACUUCAGACCCCAUAUAGAAGAGCUGUACGCUGGGAUCACAAUGUAGUAGGAGAGGGGGAGACAAGUGACACAAGAGCUCCACCAAACAUGUUUUUAGAUGGAGAGCAAAGAAAGAAGGGAGGAGGAUGAGGGGGAGGACGAGCUGAAGCACACAAGGAAGUUAAGAAAGAGAAUCAUCCACCUGCUCAGUCCUCAGUAACAAGAGGAACAACAAGAGGAGGAUGUCAUGUAGCUUUUAAUGGAAUGAUUCAGAGCAUUCUGAACAAAACCUUUGAGGAACAGAGUAGAUUUUAUCUUUAAAAUAAAGUUUUAAAGGGAAACAGUUGUUCACUGUGGCACCAGAUAUCUCAGGAAUGCUGUGGCAUGAACCACACAUAGCACCUCACACACACACACACACACGCGCACACACGCGCAUGUAUUCACACACUUUCUAACUUAAAGGAUGAAGAGGGAACACUUUUACUUUCAUUGGUUCACUGAGGUACAGAGCGAUGACUUGCGUCACACAAACACCCUGACACAUCACAACAUGAACAUUUCAGUAUUUUUGACAGUUGUCAGAUUGUAUUUCACUAUUUAAGUUUGUUCAGUUGGAGUUGAAAUCCACAAAGGGUUCUUGGAUUGUUUCUGUCGUGUUCUUAAGCCAUAUUGAAACUGCACAAACAAACACAGCUGUUCACAGGGAAUUCAGACUCUCAGAAAGAAACACUCAGGGAGAUUUUUGUACUUUAUUUAUGUUACAACAGGAACAGAGGAGAUGUGUGGAGUCAAGCAUGCCAUAAAAUCGAUCUGAAAGAGAAAAGGGAAAUAAAUGUAGAAAUAUUAAGAAUAAUUAAAAGAAUAAGUAAUUAAAAUGGUAAAAACAUUAAGAGAAAUUAUACAAGAAUUAGUAAUGAAAUAGGUAAAUGGUUAUAAGCAUUUUCACAUUCAUACUUCAGUAUAUAUUAUGUUUUUAAAAACAGAUUUAUUUUUGCAUAUAAAUUACACUUUCUGUAUAUAUUUUAAGGUUUUAUUUAUUUGCAUCCCUUUUUUCCUUAAUGCAAAAACAAUGGGGACUACAGCAAGGAAAGUAAAGGGAUAAAAUGAAAUUAUAUAAAGUUGGUUAAAUAAAUAGAGCAAUUUAUAUGCAAAACUAAUCAAUAAGUACAUUUUUAGAAGUAAAAAGUAAUUUUUUUAAAUAUUAAGUUGUAAUUCACAUUCUGCAUUUAUUUA